AUAAUGAAGAAAGUUCAUGGGAAGAUAAUAUUCAUAAUGUGGAAAGUGAUGACGAAAUUAUAUCAACUUAUAUAGGGAAUUCUGAAAGAACUAAACGCAGACGCUAUAGACGCUAUGCUCAAGCAAAAAAGAACGCUGAAAAAAAUGAAUCUGAAUUUGAAAAUGAUCAAGAUUUAAUUCAUAAUUCCCAACAAGUAAUUAAUUCUCUUGAAGUUCAGCUAAAAGAAAAGAAUUUACAUAAAUUAAUAUUAACUGCUAUAUUGCACGAAACUACUGCAAGAAAUUGGCCAAAGGGAGAUUAUGUGAAUUGUCAUGAACAUGAAGAUGUAGUAGAAUAUCGAAAAACAUUUUUAAAAAAUAUGAAAGUUUAUCAAACAUUAAUGCUAAUUUUUGAGGGUGACAAAAUGGAAACUCAAAUUAAUCCUGAUUUGCAAUACGACGAACAACUUCACAUUUUGGUUAUCCAUGACAAAACCACAUUUCAUUCUAAUGAUGGAAAAAGUUCUGGAUGGGCUCCCGAUCAUGAACAGCCUUUGCAAAAAAAAAGCAAGGAUAUGCUAUUAAUGUUAGUGAUUUUAAUUUGUGAAACUAUUGGUCAGUUACAGCUAAAUAAGAAACAAAGACUUUCUGAAAUUGAAGAUAAAAUUCCACAUGAAACUCGAGUUAUGAUGAAUUCUGAAAAGAAUUAUGAUAGUUGGUGA
Molecule: messenger RNA, 701 nt
Organism: Funneliformis geosporum
Lineage: Eukaryota; Fungi; Glomeromycota; Glomeromycetes; Glomerales; Glomeraceae
Source: the annotation of a GenBank genome assembly